Molecule: messenger RNA, 2469 nt
Organism: Benincasa hispida (wax gourd)
Lineage: Eukaryota; Viridiplantae; Streptophyta; Magnoliopsida; Cucurbitales; Cucurbitaceae
Gene: GATA26
Product: GATA transcription factor 26
Biological process (GO): regulation of DNA-templated transcription
Molecular function (GO): zinc ion binding; sequence-specific DNA binding
Source: RefSeq, a predicted model, not a curated record
AUUUACUUCAUAUACAAUACAAGAAGGAAGAGGUCACACACAGACACCCACACCUCUCCCACCAUUUCACCUUCCUUUGCCUUUUUUUUCCUUUUUUUCUUUAUUUUCUUCCACACCCAUUUGUGAGAUUCUUGCAGUGGUCUUUUCUCUUCCACUGGAUUGUACAGAUUCCCAAUUAAUAACCCAUCUUAAUCCCUUCACUUCUGAAUUCUGAUUGAUUUUGGGAUUUUUUUUCCCCUUGAUUUUCCCUUUUUCUUCUUCUUCUUCUUCUGUUUUCAUUUCUCUUUUUUGGGUUUUUUGAGGCAAAACUCUUCUGGGUCUUUCAGCUAUUGAUUGUUUCUGCAAUUUCCCUUUUCUGGGUUUUUUUGCAGAAAAGGGUUUUGUGCCCAGUAGCUUGAAGAAAAAACCAAUCAUAUAUAUAUUUUUGUAUCAUUUUUGUGAAUAAAUUAGUUUUUUACCCAGUUUUUCUUUUGUAAUUUUCUUUAUCUACUUGAGGAGAAAUUUUUAAAAGGAAGAGAAGGACAUGGGCAAGCAAGGGCCUUGCUAUCACUGUGGAGUUACAAGCACACCACUUUGGCGUAAUGGGCCUCCUGAUAAGCCAGUAUUGUGCAAUGCCUGUGGAUCUCGAUGGAGGACGAAGGGAACUCUUGCAAACUAUACCCCUCUUCAUGCUCGGGCGGAUCCUGAUGAGUAUGAGGAUAAAAGGAUGUCUAGGUGGAAGAACUUGUCAAUGUGUAAGAACAAAGAAGUGAAACUGCUUAAAAGAAAACACUGUCAAGAUAAUGGAGUUGUGGUUGAGGUUAUCCCUGAUCAUGCUCAGAGCUUUCACAAGGCAGUGGAUGAAGAUACAAGUAAUAGAUCAAGUUCUGGAUCAGCCAUAUCGAACUCUGAGAGCUGUGCACAAUUUGGUGGUGCAGAUGCAAGUGAUCUAACAGGUCCCUCACAGUCAACAGCGUGGGAGGCAAUGGUGCCUUCUAGAAAGAGGACCUGUGUUGGUCGUCCAAAGUCUACUGCAGUUGAGAAACUCACUAAAGAUCUAUACACCAUUUUACGUGAACAGCAGUCUUACUUCUCUGGAUCUUCCGAGGAGGAUUUGCUUUUCGAGAAUGAAACUCCGAUGGUCUCCGUAGAGAUAGGACAUGGAAGCGUUCUCAUGAGGCAUCCGAGUUCAAUUGCUCGAGAAGAGGAGUCAGAAGCGAGCUCAAUUUCAGUUGAUAAUAAACAAUUCUCUGUAAAUGAAGUUCAUUCAGAGUCGUCCAUCCUUCCUGUACAUUAUGAAACUCAGAACAAGGUUGUAAAUUUUUCUACUCUUGGAAUUGGGAGAAAGCACUCUAUUGGACAGGGGUUCGUGCAAGAGCAAAUUAAAAGGGACAGGCCUCAAUCAGAAAGAAUGCAAGCACUUGGAAAUCAUAAUUCGCCUCUCUGUAAAAUAGAUCUAACUGACAUUCUAAACUUCAGAGAGUUUACGAAGCAAUUGACGAGUGAAAAUCAGCAAGAAUUAAUGAAGUAUCUGCCUUCUGUUGAUACUGAAGAGCUUCCGGACAGCUUGAAUAACAUGUUUGAAAGCCCUCAAUUCAAGGAGAAUUUGAAUUCUUUUAAGCAGCUGCUCACUGAAGGAGUCUUUGAUUUCUCCUUUCCGGAUGCAAAAAGAGAAGACUGCAAGACUUUGAGUAGGCUGGUGUUGUUGGAUUUGUCAAAAUCAAAAUGGGUGGAACGAUAUCAUUCACUCAAGAAAUGUAGUAGUGAAGAGUCUGUUCAAGGUUUUGCUGCUGCAUCAAGUAGCUUUAUGAAUGGCAAGAGAGUGCUUGAUGGCCAAAACAAAAAGCUUUCAGAAACAAGGACUGCAAUGAAGAGUCCCAAAAGGGUGAUGACGAAGACAAGCGUGGAAAGCAAGGAACUUGUUGACAGCGACGGUUCUUGCUUCAGUCCAAGAAGUUUAUUUGCUUUGCCUUCUGAUGGAGGUUCCUUCACACUGGAAUCUCUGCAUUUUGAUGAGGAUAGUUCUGACCAGGAUCUCCUGCUGGAUGUGAGGUCAAACAGCUCCUUUCCACAAGCAGAGCUUCUUCAUCCAGCCCUGAGUUUUGGUGCUCAACAGGCAAGCAAUAGUAGUAGCUCGGUAAAUCUUCGACUUAUGCAUCACUGACAAUUUCGGAUAACCACCACAGUUUCAUAACUUAAACAAAGUAUAUUUCUUUCUCUUGCUGGAUGAAACUGGAAAUGAAAAUGGUCUGAAUGUGGGUUAUGGUUGAUUUCUCUUCUUUACCCUUCAAUCACCCUUAUAAACUUGCGGCUAUAAGGGGGGAUUUGGGUAGGCUUUUUUUUUUGUAAAUGCAACAGCUGACUGUAAUAGAUAGCUCCCAUCUCAGAAGUUAUAAGGUUUAGAUUUUUGUACAUGGGUAGUACAUUUUUUACUUGCAUAAUAAUGUUUUGUUUUUCUUCUGGCAUGGAAUGCACAACUCUUUUUUUUUU